CGGGGUCCGGGGAGAGCGGAUACAGUGAAUGCGGGCUCCGGGGAGAGCGGAUAUAGUGAAUGCGGGGUCCGGGGAGAGCGGAUAUAGUGAAUGCGGGGUCCGGGGAGAGGGGAUAUAGUGAAUGCGGGGUCCGGGGAGAGCAGGUAUAGUGGAUGCAGGGUCCGGGGAGAGCGGAUAUAGUGAAUGCGGGGUCCGGGGGAGAGCGGAUAUAGUGGAUGCGGGGUCCGGGGAGAGCGGAUAUAGUGGAUGCAGGGUCCGGGGAGAGCAGGUAUAGUGGAUGCAUGGUCCGGGGGAGAGCAGGUAUAGUGGAUGCAGGGUC
Staurois parvus is the source of this 319-nucleotide messenger RNA. Lineage: Eukaryota; Metazoa; Chordata; Amphibia; Anura; Ranidae. The record is from the annotation of a GenBank genome assembly.